Messenger RNA from Triticum aestivum (bread wheat), 1494 nucleotides. RefSeq names its product UDP-glycosyltransferase 88F5-like. NCBI's taxonomy places the organism in Eukaryota, Viridiplantae, Streptophyta, Magnoliopsida, Poales, Poaceae. The record is from RefSeq and is a predicted model, not a curated record. Gene Ontology annotation, molecular function: UDP-glucosyltransferase activity. The coding region runs from base 1 to 1494 and encodes 497 amino acids. The transcript is spliced from 4 exons.
AUGGCCACUCUCCCCCACAACUUCACCCCCCGUCGGAGCACGCGCAUUGCCAAGGCUGACCGGGGUCUUGAUUCGGAAUCCAAGGCCAAGCGUGUACUCCUCCUUUGCUUGGGUCUCACCAAGGACGACGAGCCACUCUCUGACGAGGUCAUGGUCAAGUACAACAAGCUAUUCGAGCAUCCCCUAGCUGUGGAUGUGGUUCGCGUGUUCGCCGAAUUCUAUGGAUGGCAGGAAUCUAAACUCGCUUUGGUCUCGUCGGUGCUUGUUUGCGAGACCCUCGGCCCUGCCUUUGACAAAUUCUUCUGGUUGCCCGCGGAGGGCACGCGCGGCGGCAUCAUCUUAGCGUGGAAUAGUGAUCGGGUCGCCCUGUCGAACCCGUCCAUUGGAGAUCACCACGUCUCUGCCACCGCGCUCGACGUCGGCGCCGAGCUCGGCGUGCCCACCUACUUCUUCUUCACCACCUGCAUCGGCAGCGUCGCGUUCGGGCUCUACCACCCGGUCAUCGACGAGCGGACCACCCUCGGCUUCGGGGACAUGGGCGGCGACCCCGUGCACGCCCCGGGACUGCCGCCCAUACCGGCGGAUCACCUCGCCGGGGCCAUCCAAGAUCGCGAGAGCUUGAGCAACAGGCACUUCGUGGACUUGGGCCUAAGGAUGUGCGACUCCAUGGGCGUCCUCGUCAACGGCUGCCGGUCCCUAGAGCCGGCCGCCGCCGACGCCAUCGUGGCAGGCCUCUGCAAUCCGCAGUGCCGGCCGACGCCGCCGCUGUACUGCGUGGGGCCGCUGAUGAAGCACGGCGAGGAGACCGGGGCGUCAAAGCGCCACGAGUGCCUCGCGUGGCUCGACGGCCAGCCCGACGCCAGCGUGGUGUUCCUCUGCUUCGGCAGCAUGGGCCGCUUCAGCGCGGAGCAGGUCAAGGAGAUAGCGGCGGGCCUGGAAACAAGCGGGCAGCGGUUCCUGUGGGUCGUGCGGCGCCCGCCCCCGCCCGGCGCCGAGCGCCGGCCGCCGGCCGACGGAGACGACGACGGCGACAUCGACGAGCUGUUCCCGGAAGGCUUCCUGCAGCGGACCAAGGACAGGGGGCUGGUGGUCAUGUCUCUAACAUCCUGGGCGCCUCAGCGGCAGGUGCUGGCGCACGGAGCGGUCGGCGGCUUCGUAACGCACUGCGGCUGGAACUCGGUGCUGGAAGCUAUCAUGGCGGGCGUGCCGAUGCUGGCGUGGCCGCUGUACGCGGAGCAGCGCAUGAACAGAGUAUUCCUCGUCGAGGAGAUGCGGCUGGCCGUGCCCAUGGAAGGGUAUGACAAGAAGAUGGUCGAGUCCGACGAGGUGGCGGCCAAGGUGCGGUGGCUGAUCGAGUCCGACGGCGGGAGGGAGUUCCGGCAGCGGACGCGGGCGGCCAUGCGGCUGGCGGAGGAGGCGGUGGGCGACAGCGGCGAGUCGAGGGCCGCGCUGGUGGAUCUCGCGAGACAGUGGAAGAGCGCCGCCCAUAGCUGA